AUGAUACUUGUAAUAUGUGGCCCGUCAGGUGUUGGUAAAGGAUCAUUUAUUCAUUAUAUAAUGUCUAAAUAUCCAAACAAAUUUAAUCUAUCCAUUUCUCACACAACUAGAAAACCUAGAACAGGUGAAACCCACGGAGUAGAUUACUACUUUGUUACUAAAGAAAAAUUUUUUGAAAAAGUAAAGAACAACGAUUUUGUUGAAUAUGCUGAAUACAACAAAAAUUACUAUGGCACAAGCAAAGCGGAAAUGUUAAGAUGUACAGAACAAAAAGAUAAAGUAAUUAUUUUUGAAAUUGAGAUCGUAGGAGCGAUGAAAAUCAAACAUUUACUCGGAGAUAAAGCUAAAUACAUUAAAGUCAUACCUCCAAGUUUCGAAACAUUAGAAAAAAGAUUACACAAAAGACAAACUGAAACAGAUGAAGAAAUUUCUGAAAGAAUCAAAUGGACCAAACAAGAACUAAUUAAAAUGGAAGAAAUGGAAUUUGAUGACACAAUAAUCAGCGACAAACUUGAAUCCUCAUGCGUCGAAUUCGACAAGCUUAUACACAGUUAUUUAUCUAAUUAA
This is a messenger RNA of Dermatophagoides pteronyssinus (European house dust mite), 567 nucleotides long. Its product is annotated as guanylate kinase-like. Lineage: Eukaryota; Metazoa; Arthropoda; Arachnida; Sarcoptiformes; Pyroglyphidae. The record is from RefSeq and is a predicted model, not a curated record.